AUGGCUCGAAUUUCUUACGCUCUCUUGAUGGGUGUUAUGAUCGCUAUGACCGGCAUGCUCGUCGCCGAUCCUACCAACGCUAAGCCUGUCGCUCAAGAUGCUUUCAAGAUCGACGAAGUGGUCAAGCGCGACCCCAAUUCGGCUAUCACGAUGAACAAGCGCACGCUUGGUUUGCUCAAUGAGCUCCUGUCUGGCGGCGCUCAGGCUGACGUUGACGCUGACGCCAACGUUGGCGUUGGCAGCCAGCUCUGGCCUUACGGCGGCGUAAGUAAAGGUAUCGGUGCUCAUGCUCACGUCGGCGCUGAUGUUGGCACCGGUGUCGGCCACCCCUACGGUUGGGGCGGAUACCCGCCUCACGGCUACCCUGUUUACGGACAUCCCGGCUACUACCCAGGCUACGGGUAUGGUGUUCCUCCGUAUUCUGUUGGUACUCCAUACUACCCUCCCCCUCCUCCCCAUGCUGGCAGCAGCGGUGGCCACGGCGGUCAUGGUGGCCACGGCGGGUCUGGAGGUGCCCCAGGCGCGCCGGGUGGUGCUGGCGGUGCUGGUGCCCCCGGCGCUCCCGGUUCACCAGGCCAACCCAAUGGCGGUAAUGGGGGCAAUGGUGGCAAUGGAGGCAACGGUGGCAAUGGAGGCAAUGGCGGAAGCGGCGGUCACGGCGGAAAGAGCGGCAGCAACACCUGCCACGCCUGA
Messenger RNA from Mycosarcoma maydis (corn smut), 693 nucleotides. RefSeq lists its product as uncharacterized. The coding region runs from base 1 to 693 and encodes 230 amino acids. Lineage: Eukaryota; Fungi; Basidiomycota; Ustilaginomycetes; Ustilaginales. The transcript has a single exon. The record is from RefSeq and is a predicted model, not a curated record.